GGAUGGCUAAGUAAGCAUGGCCUUCCUUCUGGUGGCCUUGCUGGCGUGCCUGCACCUGGGCUCUGGCUGUCAUCACAGGACCUGCCACUGCUCCAACAGGGUCCUUCUCUGCCAAGGGAGCAAGGUGACAGAGAUCCCCUUCGACCUCCCCAGGAACGCUAUGGAACUGAGAUUUGUCCUUACCAAAGUUCAAGUCAUCCCAAAAGGAGCGUUUUCAGGACUUGAGCACCUGGAGAAAAUAGAGAUCUCUCAGAAUGAUGUCUUGGAAGCGAUAGAGGCAGAUGUGUUCUCCAACUUGCCCAAUUUACAUGAAAUUAGAAUUGAAAAGGUCAAUAGCCUGAUGUACAUCGACCCUGACGCCUUCCAGAACCUUCCCAAUCUUCAAUACCUGUUAAUAUCCAACACCGGUAUUAAGCACUUGCCAGCUGUUCACAAGAUUCAAUCUCUCCGAAGGGUUUUACUAGACAUUCAAGAUAACAUAAACAUCCACACAAUUGAAAAAAACUCAUUCACUGGACUGAGUCGCGAACCUGUGAUUCUAUGGCUGAAUAAGAACGGGAUUCAAGAAAUACACAAUUGUGCAUUCAAUGGAACCCAACUAGAUGAGCUGGAUCUAAGUGACAACAGAUAUUUGGAAACAUUGCCUAGUAACAUUUUUAAGGGAGCCUCUGGACCUGUCAUCCUAGAUAUCUCAAGAACAAGGAUCCAUUCGCUGCCUCGCUGUGGCUUAGAAAACCUCAAGAAGCUGAAGGCCAGUUCUGCCUACCACUUGAAGAAGCUUGCCAGCUUGGAGAAGUUUGUUGCCCUCGUGGAAGCCAGCCUGACCUACCCCAGUCACUGCUGCGCCUUUGCCAACUGGAACCGGCAGAGCUCUGAGCUUCACCCCAUUUGCAACAGAUCUGUAGUAAGGCGAGAAGGUGAUGCAAUGGCUCAGGCUAGAGGCCAGAGAGUCUCUUUGGCGGAGGCUGAUGAGCCCACUUUCAGCGCCAGGGUUGACAUGAUGUCUAGCGGCCUGGACUACGACUUAUGCACUGAAGUGGCCGACGUGACCUGCUUCCCGAAGCCCAACGCGUUCAACCCGUGUGAAGACAUCAUGAGCCACAACGUCCUCCGAGUCCUCAUCUGGACUAUCAGCAUCCUGGCCGUCACGGGCAACAUCGUCGUGCUGGUGAUCCUGACCGCCAGCCCUUACAAGCUCACCGUGCCCCGGUUCCUCAUGUGCAACCUGGCCUUUGCCGACCUCUGCAUCGGCAUCUACCUGCUUCUCAUCGCGUCUGUGGACAUCCACACCAAGGGCCAGUACCACAACUACGCCAUCGACUGGCAGACGGGCGCAGGCUGUCACACGGCCGGCUUCUUCACCGUCUUCGGCAGCGAGCUCUCCGUCUAUACGCUGACGGCCAUCACGCUGGAGCGGUGGUACACCAUCACCCACGCCAUGCAGCUGGACCGCCAGGUGCAGCUGCGCCACGCGGCCUCUGCCAUGCUGCUGGGCUGGACCUUCGCCUUGGCAGUAGCCCUCCUGCCCAUCGUGGGUGUCAGCAGCUACAUGAGGGUGAGCGUCUGCCUGCCCAUGGACCUUGACGGCCCCCUGUCACAGCUCUACAUCGUGUCCCUCCUGAUGCUCAACGUCCUGGCCUUCGUGGUCAUCUGUGGCUGCUACGCCCACAUCUACCUCACGGUGAGGAAGCCCAACGUCUCGUCCUCUUCGAGUGACACCAAGAUCGCCAAGCGCAUGGCCAUCCUCAUCUUCACCGACUUCCUCUGCAUGGCGCCCAUCUCCUUCUUCGCUAUCUCGGCUUCCCUCAAGGUGCCCCUCAUCACGGUGUCCAAGUCCAAGAUCCUCCUAGUCCUGUUCUACCCCAUCAACUCCUGCGCCAACCCUUUCCUCUACGCCAUCUUCACCAAGACCUUCCGCAGGGAUUUCUUCCUUCUCAUGAGCAAGUUUGGCUUCUACGAAAUGCAAGCGCAGGUCCACAGGACCGAAUCCUCGUGCACGGCCCACAAAUCCCAUCCGAAGAACAGCCACUGCCCCCCGGCCCCCAGGGCCGCCAACAGUUCCAGCUACACGCUCGUCCCACUCAAACACGUGGCCGAGCGCAAAAUCACGACGCCCUUCGAUGAAGACUUUGAAGGGAAGCACCAGACGUUUGCGGCCCUGCUGCCUCUGCACGGGCGGGUGAUGACCGCGACUCUCAAGGUGGCCAGCGGUGAACGGUCCCCAUUGAGCUGGGAUUGCCAAGCCUGCAUCGGCAACACGGACAGCACAGAAAAGGCCCCAAGCAGCACUAGCAGCAGGCGGGGUCCAGUGCACGCGGGCACGCAGAUAUGCCUGCAGGCAGAUACGUGGGCACGCCGGCACGCAGAUACGUCAGCACCGGGGCACGCGGGCACGCACAUACAUCGGCAUGUAGGCACGCGGGCACGCAGAUACGUCAGCACCGGGGCACGUGGGCACGCACAUACAUCGGCAUGUAGGCACGCGGGCACGCAGAUACGUCAGCACCGGGGCACGUGGGCACGCAGAUACGUCAGCACCGGGGCACGUGGGCACGCAGAUACGUCAGCACCGGGGCACGUGGGCACGCAGAUACGUGGGCACGCCGGCACGCAGAUACGUCAGCACCGGGGCAUGUGGGCACGCAGAUACUCAGCACCGGGGCACGCCAGCCCACAGAUACGUCAGCACCGGGGCACGCGGGCACGCACAUACAUCGGCAUGUAG
Molecule: messenger RNA, 2725 nt
Organism: Elephantulus edwardii (Cape elephant shrew)
Lineage: Eukaryota; Metazoa; Chordata; Mammalia; Macroscelidea; Macroscelididae
Product: follicle-stimulating hormone receptor-like
Exons: 13
Coding region: 17-2725 (902 amino acids)
Biological process (GO): male gonad development; follicle-stimulating hormone signaling pathway
Cellular component (GO): membrane
Molecular function (GO): follicle-stimulating hormone receptor activity; G protein-coupled receptor activity
Source: RefSeq, a predicted model, not a curated record